GACUGUCUCAGUGAGCUCAACGGAGUUCCACCACGGCUUGAAAAGGUAUCUUCCUUGCUCGACAACCUGGAGUACGAUGAUCGGCACAACAGAAAGGCCUUUCCAACCUCGGCGAAGCAACCCAUGGCCAGGGCGCUUCCCCUUGCCAAGGCCCUUUGUGAUGUGUUGGUGCCGCUGGAGACGAUUCUCGAGUGGCGACAGAAGCCGCUGUCCCACGACAGCGACGGCGUGCGCCUGCUCGACAAGCUGCGAUGGGACCUCCGGGUGGCCUCCGGCGCAGAUCUCGGAGACCAUGAUAAGAGGCACCUGGCCAAGCAUGAGGCCCUCUAUGCUGCCGUCUCCUCUUUGGCCGCACCGGAUGCCGCCGCACGGAUGAAGGAGGGAAAGCAGCAGUGCGUCCGAUCUCGGCUUUACUUCAGCCACAACUCACAGCUCUCAG
This is a messenger RNA of Symbiodinium sp. CCMP2456, 439 nucleotides long. Lineage: Eukaryota; Dinophyceae; Suessiales; Symbiodiniaceae. The record is from the annotation of a GenBank genome assembly.